Phodopus roborovskii (desert hamster) is the source of this 1138-nucleotide messenger RNA. RefSeq names its product RNA polymerase III subunit G (gene Polr3g). Gene Ontology annotation, cellular component: RNA polymerase III complex. The record is from RefSeq and is a predicted model, not a curated record. Lineage: Eukaryota; Metazoa; Chordata; Mammalia; Rodentia; Cricetidae. The coding region runs from base 91 to 762 and encodes 223 amino acids. The transcript has 8 exons. Gene Ontology annotation, biological process: cell population proliferation; transcription by RNA polymerase III.
GGCACUCCUGCCACCUCGGCUGCACAGUGAGUGCAAGCCUCGAGACGUUGUGAGCAGGGUUUGUCCACACCUUUACUAUAAUUGGUUCUGAUGGCUGGAAAUAAAGGAAGAGGGCGUGCUGCCUACACCUUUAAUAUUGAAGCUGUUGGCUUCAGCAGAGGGGAAAAGUUGCCUGAUGUUGUGUUGAAGCCACCACCACUGUUUCCUGAUACAGAUUACAAAGCAGUGCCCCUGAAAACAGGAGAAGAUGAGGAUUACAUGCUGGCCUUGAAGCAAGAGCUGAGAGAGACGGUGAAACGCAUGCCUUAUUUUAUUGAAACACCUGCGGAAAAGCAAGAUGAUAUUGAAAGGUAUAGUAAACGAUAUAUGAAGGUAUACAAAGAAGAAUGGAUACCAGACUGGAGAAGACUUCCCAGAGAGAUGAUGCCGAGGAAAAAAUGCAAGAAAGGGGAUCCAAAAUCCCGAAUAGCCAAAGCUGCAGACAGAGAUCCUUCAGUCACUAAUUCGGCAGAUGUGUUGAAAAAAAUCGAGGAAUUAGAAAAGAGAGGCGAUGGUGAAAAAUCAGAUGAGGAAAACGAGGAGAAAGAAGGGAGCAAAAAGAAUAAAGACGGUGAUGACGAGGACGACGAUGAUGAUGCAGAGCAAGAGGAAUACGAUGAAGAGGAACAAGAGGAGGAAAAUGACUACAUUAACUCCUACUUCGAUAAUGGAGAUGAUUUCGGUGCAGACAGUGAUGACAACAUGGAUGAAGCAACCUACUAGCCAUGGAAUUUCUCUCUCUUUUCUUCCUGGUACAGCUUCAAGCAUUUGGAUUUGACUGACUUUAUUUCUGAUAAGGGUUAAGCCCAUGUUUUCUGUUGUUCGGUGUUUCAUUUGACAAAUCCUUACCUUGCUCUUCAGAGCCACUUCAUGUUUACACACGUGACUUUAUCCCAGCACCUCUGCCACGCCCUGGUUAUUUUGGUCUUUGUUUUAUCUGGAUUUGAAUAUGCCUGAAGAUUUUAGCAUCGCUCAAUCUGUGUGUUCAUACUUGAGAAAAGAUCACCUUUGCUACCUGCCGACCUUUGGUUGUUACUAGUACUAGUGGAUUUCCAUUGAUAUUGCACAUGGAGCACUUUAAAAACAAACUGGAAAAUGA